Messenger RNA from Platichthys flesus (European flounder), 1558 nucleotides. RefSeq names its product potassium channel, subfamily K, member 17 (gene kcnk17). Lineage: Eukaryota; Metazoa; Chordata; Actinopteri; Pleuronectiformes; Pleuronectidae. Gene Ontology annotation, cellular component: membrane. Bases 10 to 927 code for a protein of 305 amino acids. The record is from RefSeq and is a predicted model, not a curated record. Gene Ontology annotation, biological process: stabilization of membrane potential; potassium ion transmembrane transport. Gene Ontology annotation, molecular function: potassium ion leak channel activity. The transcript is spliced from 5 exons.
GUGGGAGCCAUGAUGAGACUACCGGAAGUGUGUUUGUCCCGCUGCCCCUCCAUCCUCUUGCUUGGGCUGCUGUACGUGACCUACGUGCUGAUCGGAGGGGUGGUUUUCUGGAAGUUGGAGGGAGGCCUCGGGCAGAAGGACUUGGGGCAUCUACUGCAAAGCAAAGAGAGGCUACUCGUGACAUACACGUGUCUGAACCAAGAAGGCCUGGAGGCAGUGGCUCAGGUUGUUCAAGAUGCAUCGAAGGUGGGCCUGAGUCUGAGAGGAAACUACACCACAGACGGCUUCUGGAAAUUCACCAGCUCAGCUGUGUUCGCUGCAACUGUGGUCACAACCAUAGGUUAUGGGAACAUGAGUCCCAGAUCUACGGCCGGACAGAUCUUCUGUGUGUUCUUCGCACUGUUUGGAAUCCCGCUCAACUUGGUGGUGCUCAACAGGGUGGGCAAGUACAUGCUGGUUAUAGAGAGGAACAUUUCUGACUUCCUGGAGGGGAAGACAAGGCGAAGGACGUGCACCCGCUUCUUCGUCCACCUGGUGUCCUUCUUGUCUGGAGCAGCACUCUUCUUCAUCAUGCCCAUGCUCGUGUUCCAACAGUACGAGGGCUGGACCUACGCCCAGGCCAUCUACUACUGCUUCAUCACCCUCAGCACCAUCGGCUUUGGAGACUUCGUGGCAGACAGUAAUCCAGACAAAGCAUUCCCGGAAUGGUACAGCGUCCUCAUGGCCUCGUGGAUCUUCUUCGGCCUGGCCUGGCUCGCCCUGCUCAUCAACCACUCAAUCGACAUCCUGGAGCGCCUCAACACCCACUUCAAGCAGCGGUGGGUUGGGCAGCGGCCGGAGGAAGAGCCCGGCAGCGCAGAGCCUGAAACCCCGGAAACUCAGGUGGAGGAGGAAGACGAGAUCCAGAAGCCUCCAAUACCUCAGUAAUCAAGGGUGAAACAAAUGCUGACUCAUUUUUGUUGAGUCAUGCAGUUUAAUCUCGUAGCACUUCCCAAAGUGACUCUUGGUAAUCCAACUGUUUUUAGUUUUUUUGAAUCCUUGAGAUUAGUCACAUGUCUGUGGGUCAGUUAUCUGUGUCAGUCUGUCUGUUGCUCUUUGCCCUCUCAGUGAGUUUCUGCCGUUCAUUGACUGCAAAGCCAUAUAGCAGUGGUAUUUAGCAGCCGAUAUCUGAGCAAUAGAAGUGGAUGUUAAUACCAGACAUUUGCAAUCCAAAUCACAGGCAAUUACAAACACAUGUAAAUAGUGUGAACUGUUUUUCAUGUUAGAGGGGGUCUUUUGUGAUUGUACUCCACAUGCACACUGUAUGUCCUCGUACAUGCUUGGAAGGGGAGCCUUAGUAAGGGGUUUUAGGUUUUCAAGUAAAAGUUUUCAAGUUUUAAGAGAAAGGGGGUUUUAAGGUGAUUGCAAUAUGCCACUUUACCGCUAGGUGCCACUCAAUUCAGCAGAGUUGGUCCUUUUAGUGGUGUAUCAACACUAGCUGUUAACAAUUAAUAUUGUAAAAAUUACGAAGUACAUCUGUGAAUCAGAUAAACUUUUACUCAAACUGAAAAACAUCCAA